GUCGGCGCGUGGGUGGAGGGGACUGGGUUCCGAGUUUCCGGGUGGGCGCGAGCGGCAGGGUCUGCGGCUCGCAGACUGGGCCAUGGAGAAGUUGCGGCGCGUCCUGAGUGGCCAGGACGACGAGGAGCAGGGCCUGACCGCGCAGGUCCUGGAUGCCUCGUCUCUUAGUUUCAACACCAGAUUGAAAUGGUUUAUCAUAUGCUUUGUGGCUGGCAUUUUCUUUUCUAUCCUUGGAACUGGAUUGCUGUGGCUUCCUGGAGGCGUAAAGCUUUUUGCAGUGUUUUAUACCCUUGGGAAUCUUGCUGCAUUAGCCAGUACGUGCUUUUUAAUGGGACCUGUGAAGCAGCUAAAGAAAAUGUUUGAAAAAACUAGAGUACUUGCAACAGUCAUUAUGCUUCUCUGCCUCAUAUUCACCCUGUGUGCCGCCCUUUGGUGGCAUAAGAAGGGACUGGCCUUACUAUUCUGCAUAUUGCAGUUCUUAUCAAUGACCUGGUAUAGUCUGUCGUACAUCCCAUAUGCAAGGGAUGCAGUACUUAAAUGCUGCUCUUCUCUUCUAAGUUGAAAAUCAGAAACUGUUCCUGGAAAAGCACCUUGGGAUGCUGAGAGUCCCUUGCUAGUGAAGCACACUGUUCCUGGUGCAGUGGUCACUCCAGCAACAACCACAGGACAGCGUAAGCCCUUCUGCGUACUGGUCAGACCACACACUGUUAAAAAGCUAAAUGUGCCUAGCUUUAACUUUGCUGUAUCAUUAACAUGCUCUUCCAAAGAUAAAGAGAUUUUAAUCAUUGCCAAUUUUAAA
Molecule: messenger RNA, 799 nt
Organism: Marmota flaviventris (yellow-bellied marmot)
Lineage: Eukaryota; Metazoa; Chordata; Mammalia; Rodentia; Sciuridae
Gene: Sft2d1
Product: SFT2 domain containing 1
Biological process (GO): vesicle-mediated transport
Cellular component (GO): membrane
Source: RefSeq, a predicted model, not a curated record